CCAUUUCGUUGAUUACAAUAUACGUACUAGACCAUUGCUAGGCAACAAAGGUCUUCCUACCUGAGGUCUACAUAUUCCUUGACUUUCCCAGCGACUCUACCCUCAAUCGACCACUUCCCCGAUGUCAUGUCUCUGAAGCCAGAUUAUACUUGCGCAAAAGACACUUCCAUCUGUGACACGGCCGAUUGACAACAUAGCUGUGGCAUCCCCGGAGGCAAUCAUUAUCAACAACACCGUCUCCAACAGAAGAAAUAGAAUUGAGAUAUACUCCGCUGUCCAUACUGGUCGGUCACCAGGUAGGACUCGGUCGCCUGAACGCACCACCCACUACACACGCAGUUUUCAAAGAUCCCGGCCUCGCCCAAUCGUCUCACAACCUGACCAGCCGCGCAUUUCGCGCUCGAAUACGUUACCAACCGCAACCAUGUGUGAGAAGCACUAUUACUCCAAUACCACCCGUGAUGGUGUGCGGGAGAAGCAAACCCAGCAAGUGCGCUGCAAGAAAGCUCUCCGCAGCGGCAUUCCGUGUGAAAACUCGCAGAAGUUCAAGCACCCUGAGGGUGAACUACCUGCCUCUGCGUCUUUGCUCUCGGCAAACUAUCCACCUUCACCACCGUCAUCUGACACUUCCUUCGCACAUUCUGGCAGCGAGGGAGAGCGGUCACACAAACGUCGCUCCGGUGUCUACUUCAACGGCGAGAAAGUAGCUGAGAUUGGCCCAAAGUCUUCUCUUAGCCGCCAAACUUCUCGUCGGGAGAGGCGUGGCAGCAAUCACGUUGUCAUCGUCGAGCCUCCCAAGUCGCCUCGCACACCACCACGAUACGAAACACCAUUGGCGAGCCCUACACGGUCGCCCACUUACGUUCAUGAGCGCCCGUACUCAUCAUAUUACAUUCGACCCGAAGUAAAUUUGGAGGUCAACCGACCUCGUCGCGAUAGCGCAGUCCACUACGACUACAUCACCCCAAAGGUUAGAACUCGUCGCGACUCUCACUCUCAAGGAAGCGGUAGCAUCUCCGAUGAAGAGGCUCGCCUGCGCCAGCUAAAGCGCGAAAUAAAAAAAGCCGAAGAGGCGAAGAAGGCCGCAGAGGAAGCCGAGAGGAGGCGGAAGGAAGAAGCCCGGAAAGAGGCUGCUGCACGCCAACACAGGUUGGACAAGGAUAUAAGGCGUCAAAAUGAGAACAUCGCCAACCGUCCCGUCGCUGCAGCGCCAAUGCCGCCAACACCAUUAAAAUACCGUCGCGGCUCUGUGUCUCUCAAACAACCUGACGCUAUGCUUGCCGAUGCUAUGCGAAACACAUAUAUCGAUGCCGAGAAGGAGCGUCGGCGACGCGAGAAGCGCGUCCAAGAAGAACGGGAGCAGCGUGCGCGUGAAGAAGAGGUGGCGCAGAAAGAGAGAUUGCGCGCACGUAUGGCUCCCCAGCGGAGCCACACUACUAGUCACAGCAGCAGCACCAGCAGCAGCCGUAGACCAACAGUUGUUUAUGACGACCCAUACAGGUGAAGGCAGUGCUCAAUUAUAUUUGUAUGGAUUGCAAGGCGUUAAG
This is a messenger RNA of Truncatella angustata, 1547 nucleotides long. RefSeq lists its product as uncharacterized. The record is from RefSeq and is a predicted model, not a curated record. NCBI's taxonomy places the organism in Eukaryota, Fungi, Ascomycota, Sordariomycetes, Amphisphaeriales, Sporocadaceae. The coding region runs from base 425 to 1504 and encodes 359 amino acids. The transcript has a single exon.